AAAGGCACUGAGACUUUGACAGAGCCCGGGGGGCACGGGUGGUGCUGGGCUGGGCACACUCAGCAGGCUCCUGCUGCUAAACAAUGUUUGAGGAAAAUUCUCCUUCAAGAUAUUUGACAAGACUUGCCCACCCAGAAGACUCCCAAGAAACCAACACAGCUGUAAAUCAUGUUUUGUGGGAUCAGGAAAACACAACACACAUCCCAGCAGACAACAGCGACGGCUUCACAUCCUCCAGUGAAGUGCCAGCAAGCCCAACCUCCCCACAGCACCACCUGGCAAAUCUGAAGACGCUGAUGUCCAGACAGAAGGCUGAGUAUGAAUCUAAAAUUGCAAGCCUGGAGCAGCGGAACAGAGAGCUGCAGGCAGAGGUUAAGGGUAUGCAUUCAAAACUGGGACAGCAGCGUAAGUGGUACAGUCUCGUGGAGAUGAAAAUGCGAAACGCGGAGAGAGCAAAGGAAGAUGCAGAGAGAAGAAAUGAAAUGCUCCAAAAAGAAAUGGAAGAGUUUUUUGAAACCUUCGGGGAAAUUAACAGAUGGAAAUAAACAGGCAUGUGUUCAGCGUGAAAUCGAGCUAAGCUGUAGGAGAGAGAAAGGCUAGAUCCUGAUUUCAGCACAAACUCCCCUCUCUAAGGUGAAAUAAGAAAACCAACAUAAAAACUAGUCUGCCGAUUAUAAAGUGCAGUUGAUACAAACUUGUGGGGAUCCCUGAACUCCAGGAGCUCUGCACCACCCCGCUAAUGCCAGAGACGCUUUCUCUUACCCCUAGAAAACUCUUUCAGACACUCUGCACUACCAGCUCCCAAUGCUCAGUGAGCUGGGGAAGCACCCUGGUGCUUUCUGGCCAGCCUUGUCACUUACGAUGCACUAAAUGCGUGAGUGGCUUCAAUCAAGGGAUGUCAUGCUUGCUGGAGCCCAUUUUAGCAGCCAGCCCAGAAGUCCCACAGGUAUUACACGGGCUGUAGAGAGUGCCGAGCCAUUUGCUCCUCCAGAUUAUAAUUAGCCUCCCUACAGGACUCCUAUAAGAACACAUUAAUCUCAAGACUAUCACUGGUAGGCUCCCUCCCUCCCAUCUCUUCAGAGCUACCUCUCUCCACACAAGAACUGUAUUAACUAUUUUCAUACCAGCAUUAAUGACACAAAAUAUCAAGAAAAUAACCA
This is a messenger RNA of Athene cunicularia (burrowing owl), 1160 nucleotides long. RefSeq names its product rho GTPase-activating protein 24-like. The transcript has 2 exons. NCBI's taxonomy places the organism in Eukaryota, Metazoa, Chordata, Aves, Strigiformes, Strigidae. The record is from RefSeq and is a predicted model, not a curated record. The coding region runs from base 84 to 545 and encodes 153 amino acids.